AUGAGUGUUCUAACGAUACCUUUCACACUUUUUUUAUUAACCUACCUUUUUACCUGCGGUCUGACUCGAGUAUCUGGCAACGGACUGUUACUUCUCUACCAACCGAAGGAUAUAACCAAUGAUUGCGCGUUUUCUAGACAUUUACGCUUCGAUAUAUCGUACGGUAUGGGGAUGUCUGAUACAAUCACUGUGGUGUUACGGACCCUGAUAGAUUUAGACUACGAAUGUAUAGUGGAAGUAGUGACUCAAACUCCUCAAUACCUUGUCGUAGUGGUACGCUAUCCCACCACCAUUGCCUCCAACUGUGCAGUAAACAGAGACGCUGUGACCGUUUUAAAGAAAUCGAAGUGUACCAGGCUAUGCGACCUAGUGUUGGGAGAUGUUUUUUCACCAUAUUUCACGUUUAUAGUACGAAAUCGCCUGAGGUUCUUGUUUAAAAACAACAGCAGUAUAAACACUGAUAUUAAUGCACACUUCUACCAAGUGACAAUCACUUCGGCGCGACUAAAACCGUCUCAAGGAUGUAACAAAAGGAACGAAACGAUUUGCACCGUCGACCGCUUCAACUUCUGCUUCACAACCGGCGUUGUCUGCGACGGCAUCAAGAACUGCGGUGUCGAUGAUUGGUUCGACGAGAGAAAAUCCCAAUGCACAUUGCCAGUAGAGAGAUUAGGCUUUGCGCCCAUCGUCGCAGUGUUGGCAGCAUUGCUGUGCGCGGUCGUGGCCGGUGGACACGCUCUGAUUCGUUUCCUGCCACCUCACGCCAACUCCUUCUUCGUGUUUAAUGAGAAUGAGGACAAUCGCCUCUGCAUCGACCCCUUGUUGGUGCCUCAGGGGUCUGCACCCGGUAUUGAGACCGUCAAAAGACAGUCUGUCAUACCGGUUAUUGCCAGUACAUCAACAGACGAUGAUACAAAUACUCUAGAAUCUCAAAUGAUAUCAGAGAAGGAACAAAAACAUUACGUCUUAGAUGGAGACCAGAACAACGAUGAACAGGAACCAUCUCCGGUGGUUACUUCGACAGAAUUAGAGGUGAAUAUCCGUUGA
Bicyclus anynana (squinting bush brown) is the source of this 1047-nucleotide messenger RNA. RefSeq lists its product as uncharacterized. NCBI's taxonomy places the organism in Eukaryota, Metazoa, Arthropoda, Insecta, Lepidoptera, Nymphalidae. The transcript has 7 exons. The coding region runs from base 1 to 1047 and encodes 348 amino acids. The record is from RefSeq and is a predicted model, not a curated record.